This is a messenger RNA of Centropristis striata (black sea bass), 2922 nucleotides long. It is a transcript of the gene katnal1, whose product is annotated as katanin p60 subunit A-like 1. Lineage: Eukaryota; Metazoa; Chordata; Actinopteri; Perciformes; Serranidae. Gene Ontology annotation, cellular component: microtubule cytoskeleton. The record is from RefSeq and is a predicted model, not a curated record. The transcript has 11 exons. Gene Ontology annotation, biological process: microtubule severing. Gene Ontology annotation, molecular function: ATP hydrolysis activity; microtubule severing ATPase activity; ATP binding. The coding region runs from base 121 to 1614 and encodes 497 amino acids.
AAUGCAGCACAGUAAUCGAGCCGCCUGUAUUCUUCACACGGCGUCUCUCUGCGGCCAUGGUAACACUUCUCUUAACACAGGACCUCUGAUUCAAACAAACAACACAAACAAGUGCUUUUAAUGCGGCUUUUAUUCAGCAUGAAUUUGGCAGAGAUAUGUGACAACGCCAAGAAGGGCCGUGAGUAUGCUUUGCUGGGGAACUAUGACUCCUCCAUUGUGUACUACCAAGGUGUCAUCCAGCAGAUCCACAAGCACUGUCAGUCCCUCAGAGACCCUGCACUUAAAGUCAAAUGGCAACAGGUCAGGCAGGAACUGACUGAGGAGUAUGAGCAGGUGAAGGGCAUCAUGGGAACGCUUGAGAGCUUUAAGUCAGAGAAGCCAGCUGACAUCUUGGCUCCUCAAUACGACGACAGACCCGAGGAUCCAGCUGUGUGGCCCCCUCCCACACCUGCAGAACACAGGAAUCCUGUUGUUGCAGUGAAGCGUCCCAAUAGUGCUGUGAAGCAGCAGAGGAAGGAAUCCCCUGGUCUGCAGCAUCGAGGGGCCGGGACAGGAGCCCGUGGUCAGGCCAACCCUAAACCAGACCGUCCGGGAUCCAGAGACGCCCGAGGCACAAAAGCCAAAGAUGAAAAGGGGAAGAAAGUGGCGGGAGACACGCCAGGGGAUGUAGAGCACAAGAGGUUUGAUGGCACAGGAUAUGACAGCGACCUGGUUGACUCACUGGAGAGAGAUAUUGUGUCCCGCAACCCUAAUGUACACUGGGACGAUAUCGCUGAUCUGGAAGAUGCAAAGAAGCUACUGAGAGAAGCGGUGGUGUUGCCCAUGUGGAUGCCCGACUUCUUUAAGGGCAUUCGUCGUCCCUGGAAGGGAGUGUUAAUGGUCGGCCCCCCGGGGACAGGGAAGACCAUGUUAGCCAAAGCUGUGGCCACAGAAUGUGGGACUACUUUCUUCAACGUGUCCUCCUCCACCCUCACUUCCAAAUACAGGGGCGAGUCAGAAAAACUUGUUCGUCUGCUCUUCGAAAUGGCUCGGUUUUAUGCUCCAACAACAAUCUUCAUAGACGAGAUUGAUUCGAUCUGUGGCAGAAGAGGAACAUCUGAUGAGCAUGAAGCCAGCCGCAGGGUCAAAUCAGAACUUCUGGUUCAGAUGGACGGCGUUGGGGGGGCUUUGGAGAAUGAUGACCCCUCAAAGAUGGUCAUGGUCCUUGCCGCCACCAACUUCCCCUGGGACAUCGAUGAAGCGUUACGGCGACGGCUGGAGAAGCGGAUCUACAUCCCCCUGCCCACAGCUGUGGGUCGUGUAGAGCUUUUAAAGAUCAACCUGAGGGAGGUGGAGGUGGCUGCUGACGUGGACCUGGACCUCAUUGCAGAGAAGAUUGAGGGCUACUCUGGUGCGGACAUCACCAACGUCUGCAGGGAUGCGUCCAUGAUGGCAAUGCGUCGUCGAAUCCAAGGUCUGAGCCCCGAGGAGAUUCGAGCUCUGUCCAAAGACGAGCUGCAGAUGCCCGUGACCAUGGAGGACUUCACCCUCACUCUAAAGAAGAUCUCAAAGUCUGUCUCUGCUGCCGACCUGGAAAAAUACGAAGCCUGGAUGGCUGAGUUUGGUUCAGUAUAGAGAACUGAGCUGUGUAGACCUAGAGGGACCAGAGUACUUUGAAAAUGAUGAAAGCCUUGAAGACGAGGGACUGUAUGUCACGGAGCGGAGUGAACUGUAGUGUGUGAACCAGGCAGCACAUCUGGGAUCAAGGUUAUAAACGUUCACAUGAGAAAACUGAUGCCUUUGAGAGAGGAUGAUGAAAACUCUUCGUGGCUUCACUCCUGCCCUUUCACAGACACUACCCUCGUCGUUGCUUCAAUAUAUUUGUCCGUGUAGAGACUAUAAAUCGUCCAGCUGCUGACUGACUAAAGUUACGUGAGGAGGAAAGGGGAACUUAAUGUAAAAGUAGCCUAAUACACACAGGUAGACAAGGGAAUGCACUCUAGUUUUACUUAGAAUAUUAGGCCUCGUGCAAGAAUGUUUUGCGAUUAUUAUCCUAAAUGUCUUACUUCUUUUGUGAAGAUUGUUCGUACCUCAAAUAAUCAAAAACAAAAUUGCUGCAAAUUGCUGCUUAAAUCAACCUGGUGAAUGCCAGCUGUUUACAAGUACGUGAGCUUUUGUGAAAUUUAAUAAUUUGGAUAAUCACUGGCCUUAAAAUUGCUUUGUAAUUCCCCAUUCUGCUCAGCCUGUGGGCAAUUUUCCUUUAUAAAAUGUUUUUUGAAGAGUGAAAAGAUGAAUUUCACGCUGUUGAGCUUCACACCCUGCUGUCAGAAACCAAAAGGUAAAAGCAUAAUAGGUGCAGCAGUUUUUGUAAUUGUAUUAGCAGAACCGAUUAAUUAGAAAAUCUUAAUACAACUGCAACAACAGAGUAAGUUCACCAGGAAAUCGUCCUGCAUAAAAACCCUGAGGCAUGAGGGAAUUUCCACAAUUAUUAAGAAAAUCCUGCCAAAAUAUUGCUUGUGACGAAAUGAGAACAUUGCAGAAUCUCUCAAUAAAUUGGCAAACUAUGAUGAAGGUGAUAAUCAACAACAAAUCUUCUUAAACCACUUAAACGUGUCACUUAAGAACAAAUCUGUUAGAAGUGGAUGUUUCUUGCACGAGUUUUUUUGUCUUAAAGAACUGUACGUUUGAGCACUUUUAAUGUAUUUCCUUCAGGAGCCCAUGUACAUACUACUGACUGAACACACUUGAAAAAACACAAUUAUAUGUUUUUUUCUGUUUUGUGUAGAAACGGUGUUUGUGUUCCUGUGUUGUUUUUAAUAAUCGUUAAUUUUAAUUCUGUUGAGACAAACAAAUGUAGUCAAACAAAAAGCACAUGGCUGCUGGACCCAUGGAUUGUUUAUUAAAACAUACGGGCAAUUCUCGCCUGGAAUCUCUCCUACUCAA